AUGGCGGUGUUGCCAAGAUUCAGGCGCUGGCUGGUGGACCUCUUCACCGAACAGGACUUGUUCCGGCCGUACGAGCUGCUAGUUGCCGGCGUUGGCUUCUACCUGCCAGCUAGCUUCCGAACGACCCGGAUUCGACUGCUGUUCGCAUUAACACGACUCAUCAUGGUGUGUCAGUACGCAAUCUGGGCGGAUCGGUUCUACCUCUCGCUGCUAGACAUCCACGACGACCCUGGUAAGGCGUUGCAGUACACCAACUCCUUCCUGACGCUCUCGAUGAUGCUCGGGCGGAUGUUGGUUGUGCACUGGUACCGACUUGAUGUCGAGCGGAUAAUGGCAUUCCUCCGACGGCAACGGCGUGCUAUGCCAAUUUCUGAGAGAGAGGUGUCGUACCGACGCAUCGUUGGGCUUGCAGGUGGUUUCCAGCUCAUCGGGAUACUCGACCGCGUGUUAGUUUGCUUCUCUACACCAUACCGGCAGCUAUUGUACGAGGUACCAGCAAACAUGGCCGCUCUUGGACGUCCAGCUAGUGUCAUCGUGCAAGCGAUCUCGUUUGACUUCGCCACCCGCUGGGCUGCUGCCUACAACGUGUCUCUUACGGGUAUGAAUUCGCUCAUGAGCGGACUUCACGAUGAGCUGGCGGAUAUCGCGCGUGAUUACGGGAAGCUGUUGGAUGUUGAGGACCUACCUGGUGCGACCUGGACGCGGUUUGUCACUCGCACGACGCGUGUCGUCCGUCGGCAUGAAGCGUUUCUGGAGCAACUGAACAUGUUAAAGCCAUUCUUAUGUACCGCCUUCUUGGUGAUGUUCUACUCGGCCGCUUUAUUUCUAGCCAUCGGAACUCACCAGAUCACGUCAGCUACCAACGGCUUCAGUAUGUACCACAUCGUGCUGGGGGGCUACCUGUGUACACUGCUCAUCGAGUGCUACCGUUGCUGUCAACUGGUCGAUCAGCUGAAUGACUUGAACAAGCAGAUCGGUCAACAGCUGUAUGGGCUAGAGUGGCCUCUGGAGUUGCGUUAUUCACCGCAAGAUGAUCGCCUAUAUCGACAGACCCGCUCGUCGCUGUUGAUCAUGAUGAGCAGCUCACAGAGAAGCCUCGGUAUCACCUGCGGCGGCAUGUUCGAGAUGUCAAGUGAAGCUUUCGCCAGUCUCAUCAAGAUGAUCUACACCUUGGUGCGCUUCCUGAGUGACACCCAGAAUCUCACCUGA
This is a messenger RNA of Anopheles nili, 1209 nucleotides long. RefSeq lists its product as uncharacterized. The transcript is spliced from 2 exons. Gene Ontology annotation, molecular function: olfactory receptor activity; odorant binding. NCBI's taxonomy places the organism in Eukaryota, Metazoa, Arthropoda, Insecta, Diptera, Culicidae. Bases 1 to 1209 code for a protein of 402 amino acids. Gene Ontology annotation, biological process: detection of chemical stimulus involved in sensory perception of smell; sensory perception of smell. Gene Ontology annotation, cellular component: plasma membrane. The record is from RefSeq and is a predicted model, not a curated record.